AUGCUAGCAACUCAAUUUCCCAAAACCAGCCACAAACCCCUACAGCCCAAGAACCAACUACUAUCCAUCACCAAACCGAAACCCAAACCCAAACCGAGACUCGACUGGUGGGCCCACGACAACAAAGAGAACAUCCCACCACAACAGAAAGACAGCUCGAUGGAAUGUAUUGACGGGUCGUUAGCAGACGAGCUAAGCGCCAUCCGUGAGAGGCUCGACCGGCUGAGGAUCGACCGGGAAAAAAACGAGAGGCUUCUUAGAGAGAGAGGCCUAAUGCUGGACCUGCACUUGCAGGACAUUCUUAACCGGGGUCAAGCUCAGAAGCAGCUCGAGAUCGAGGUCGAUCGGCUCUACCGACUCAAGGAAAUCAGAGUAGCUUGCACUAGGAUUUCUCAGGUUAGGUCAUUGAGAGAUAAGGAGGAAGAAAAGCAAAUGAACCAAGAUAUACUAAACAAGGCCCAGACGACAAGCGGAGAAGGAAUUGAAGAGAAAAUCGAGGGAUAUUCACAGAUUUCGAUUUCAGAACUCACUUCAUAG
Messenger RNA from Striga hermonthica, 537 nucleotides. The record is from the annotation of a GenBank genome assembly. Lineage: Eukaryota; Viridiplantae; Streptophyta; Magnoliopsida; Lamiales; Orobanchaceae.